Molecule: messenger RNA, 8347 nt
Organism: Boleophthalmus pectinirostris (great blue-spotted mudskipper)
Lineage: Eukaryota; Metazoa; Chordata; Actinopteri; Gobiiformes; Gobiidae
Gene: adar
Product: adenosine deaminase RNA specific
Biological process (GO): RNA processing; adenosine to inosine editing
Cellular component (GO): nucleolus; cytoplasm
Molecular function (GO): double-stranded RNA adenosine deaminase activity; tRNA-specific adenosine deaminase activity; double-stranded RNA binding
Source: RefSeq, a predicted model, not a curated record
CAACGCGGAAGAUUUGGCUCACUGGAAAUAAGCACAUCACGCAAAAUCAAAGCUUCGUGAAAUCAGCUUCUUUAUUGUGUGUUUAGAAGAUAGAAACGAUUAACUUUUUUUUUUCUUUUCUUCUUAAUAGCAACCAAUAGACAAUGCAACACUCUGGGUAUUUCCAAGCCACAACAAGCUGAACUUAUCUCAAGAUUUGCUAUCAGUGUAAAAAGAGGUAGUGAAGUCACGCAGCUACAAGCCCUGUACUUUUUUAAUCCCACCCCUGCGAUAUGAGCAGAGGUAGAGGAGGGCCCUAUAAUAAACACUAUUUCCGGCAUCCUUCACCCCACGGACAAACCAGAGAGGAUUAUUACCGGUCUGGACCUAACUCGCCGUACCGACAGGGAGCAUAUCAGAAUUACUACUCCAGCCCAAACCGUCCUGCCGCUUCUGUUGUGUUUACCAGUCCCCCAUCACACUACACUGUAGACCAGAGUCGCUCACCGAACUCUGUCUCCAGCCACCCUGACGGUUUUCAGACUUUUCAGCAACAACAAGCUGAAUUCUUAAGAGGGAAAAGCUCAGAGGCACCAGAAUACAGACCUACUGGAAGAGGGUCAUCUGUGCCCCUAAAUCAGCAGGAGGCAGGAUACAGUAGCUUCCCAAAAAGUGCUCAAAGGGGAAGGGGGAGCCAGGGCCAGAGGUUUAGACACCCACAGUCUACUCCAGGUCAGGGGCAAGUGUAUCCUUACCAGUUACAAGCCAAUACAAACAGCACUCCAUACCCUAAUAGGUCAUGGUCCUCUGCUAUAGAUCCCAUAUGUAACACUUUUCAGACAUUAUCCAUUCAGCAAAAGCAGCACAACAUAAGAGAACAGCAGAGAUAUCCUUCAACCAGGAGUUCUGGCAAAGUUAGCAUUACCCUCACCUCAGAUAUCCAAGAGCAGGUAUACAAAGCUUUAGCAGCCUUGAAGCCAGACGAAAGAAUCCCUGCUAAAUUCUUGGCUAAAAAGUUACAUCUUCCCAAAAAGAUAGUCAACAAAGUGCUUUAUUCACUGGAACAAUCACAAAAGGCUUGCAAGCAGGGUCUUAACCCUCCUGAGUGGAGUCUAUACAGGCACAGCGAGGAUCAAAAAGUACAGAGUCUUCCCUGUCACCUUUAUAACAACCCAGAAUACGCUCCAAAACCUGAAGAGGAAUCCCCGGUCAUCUCAAAAAGCACAGAUCAAGAGGGGGAAGAGGACUCUGAUGUGAUUAUUGAAUCUAGUUGUUCUUCUUCCUGUUCCUCAUUAGACGAAGAGUCUCAAAGCCAAGACAAUCCUCAGCACCAGCACAAACUCCAAGAUUUAGCAAUGGCAAAUCAGAAAGAGGGAAUUUUGCAAUACCUCCUGGGUGUGGGGGAGGCCACAUCUCUUACUAUUGCUAAGAAUCUGGGGCUCAGGGGUGCCAAGCAGGUUAACCCAACACUUUAUGCUUUGGAAAAACAAGGAGAAGUCAUCAAAAAUGGUGAGGUAAGUCCUCCUACCUGGGAGCUCUCUCCUCACCGUAAAGAAAGAAUGGAGAGAAAUGUCAAAGCCAAAGAAGUCUCUUCAGGUCAGAGUGGACUGCAACAGCAAAGUGCUACAAAUGAAAGUGGAGGCUGUUCUAUGUCUGUGCCAUCUUCUUCAGUACCGGGUCUAGAACCACUGCCACUGCAAGCGGGGUCUUCAGACAAUGGCCACAGAGAAGCUGCAUCAGCUUUCACAUUGCCACAGGCUAAAGAGCCCAGUGAAGGGCAGUGGGCGACUGACGAAAUCCCAGAGUACCUCAAUACCAUUCGCAGAGAAACGGAUGCAGUGAGGGCCAAUCCUCAGGCCAACAACAUGGGAAUUGUAGCAGUGUCUUUGGCUGCACCACCUCCACAGAACUUUUGGGGGAAGUUACAAGAGGUUAAACUGAAGAACCCGGUCAGUGGACUCAUGGAGUAUGCUCAGUUCAUUGGUGAGAGCUGUGAGUUCCUGCUUCUUGACCAAUCAGGACCAUCGCAUGACCCAAGAUUCCGCAUGCAGGUGAUGCUGAGUGGAAAACUGUUUCCAGUCGCUGAGGCCUCAAGCAAAAAAGUGGCAAAAAAAGACGCUGCUGCAGCUGCUCUGCGAGUGCUGGCUGCUGAGAUGCAGGGUGGGCCCGGCUCAGGGGAAGAGGGAGGCACUGCCAACGUGGGCCAAGCUACGGGUCUAUUUUCAGAUAGUGGGUCUCUUGAAGACAUGCUGGGAGCAGACGGUGGAGAGGAGAUGAGGACAUCUGAUGGGGCUCGGCAGCCUCUGUCCCGCUCUCUUCCUGGGGGAAAGAAUCCAGUGUCUGUUCUGAUGGAGUACAGCCAACGCAGUGGCAACUCCAUUGAGUUCAUUGUGACUGGUCAGGCUGGUCCUCCACAUGACCCCAGGUUUAUGUACCAGGUCAAGAUAGGAGAGACGUUGUUCCCAGAAGCCUCGGCUCCAAGCAAAAAGGCAGCUCGCCAACUGGCAGCAGAAGAGGCAGUUAAAGAACUAAUGGCAGAUGGACGACUGCAGUCCAACAAGCCCCACUUUCCUCUGGGCACUUCCAAUGACGAGGAAGCCUUUGGGAACCCGUGUCUGCCUCUGCCCCCUCUGACAGCAGAUGCACUGCGAGCGGCUCAUGAGGCAGGGGUGGGAGACCUUAUCAACUAUCUCAACAACAAUGCAGUUUCUGGCUUGCUGGAGUAUGCAAGAGCGCGUGGGUUUGCUGCAGAGAUCCGACUUGUGGACCAGUCUGGACCAGCCCAUGAACCAAAGUUCACGUACCAGGCCAAACUUGGUGGGCGCUGGUUUCCUCCCGUCUGUGCCUCCAACAAGAAGCAGGGCAAACAGGAGGCGGCAGAUGCUGCUUUGAGGAUACUGAUUGGAGAAGCUGAGAAAGCAGCACGAACAGGGGAACUCAUCCCUGCAGAGCUUCCAGUGAGUGGCAGCACUUUACACGACCAAAUAGCCAUGUUGAGUCACCAGCGCUUCAAUGCCCUGACCACACGUAUACAGCACAGCCUUUUGGGACGCAAGAUUCUGGCCACCAUCGUGAUGAGGAGAGGGGAGGGCCUGGGCACUGUGGUCAGCCUAGGAACAGGGAAUCGUUGUGUUAAAGGAGAGGAGCUGAGCCUUAAAGGCGAGACGGUUAACGAUUGCCAUGCAGAAAUCAUCUCCAGAAGGGGCUUUGUCCGGUUUCUGUACAGUGAGCUGCUCAGGCACUUUGAUGGAGCAGAUGACAGUAUAUUUGAGCCAGCUGAAGAAAACAAGCUGAGAAUCAAAUCUGACAUCACCUUUCACCUCUACAUCAGCACGGCACCGUGUGGAGACGGAGCUCUGUUCGACAAAUCCUGCAGUGAGGCGGGGGAUGAAGUGGUGGGUCACCAGCCUCUUUUUGAGAACGCUAAACAGGGCAAGCUACGAACUAAAGUGGAGAACGGUGAAGGCACCAUCCCUGUGGAGUCGAGUGAUAUUGUGCCCACCUGGGAUGGCAUUCAGCACGGGGAGAGGCUGCGCACCAUGAGCUGUAGUGACAAGAUCCUCCGCUGGAAUGUGCUUGGACUGCAGGGGGCGCUGCUGUCUCAUUUUGUUCAUCCUAUCUACCUAAAGUCCAUUAGUCUGGGUUAUUUGUACAGCCAUGGGCACCUGACACGAGCCGUUUGUUGUCGACUUGCGAGAGAUGGAGAAGCACUCGCGAAAAGUCUCCCAUCGCCGUUUAGGCUCAAUCACCCUGAGGUGGGACGAGUGAGUGUGUAUGACUCCACGCGACACACAGGCAAGACCAAAGAGUCCAGUGUGAACUGGAGCUUUCCAGACCAGCACUGUGUGGAGGUGCUGGACGGGACCAAAGGCAAACUGGAUGGAAAUAAAAUGGCUGUGUCCCGGGUUUGUAAGGCCAAACUCUUCUGCCUCUUUCGCGCUCUGUGUCAGAGAUCUGGGCGCAGCGAUCUCCUCUCCUUAUCUUCGUAUGCUCAGGCCAAGAUUUUGGCCGAGGACUUCCAGAAAGCCAAAAGGCUGUUUUUCCAGGCUCUCAGCGUCCAAGGAUAUGGGGCCUGGAUCGGCAAACCAAUGGAGGAAAAGACUUUUGAGUUGGGAACUUGGAAUAACAUGGUAAACUGUCCCAGUGGAAACAAUGGAAAUGGCAAUGGGAAUGUAAUAGAGAUCAAGGCAGAGGAUAUGGAGAUAAAGGCAGAGGGGUUCUCUGCCUUUGGGAGAAAUUGCAAACCAAGGACAAAGAGUGUAAUAUCUGCAGUGAUACGGUUUCCCCCAGAGCUCAAACUAACAAUGGCAGCACAGAAAGAGCUAGUUUUGCAAUACCUCCUGGGUGUGGGGGAGGCCACGUCUCUUACUAUUGCUAAGAAUCUGGGGCUCAGGGGUGCCAAGCAGGUCAACCCAACACUUUAUACUUUGGAAAAACAAGGAGAAGUCAUCAAAAAUGGUGAGGUAAGUCCUCCUACCUGGGAGCUCUCUACUCACUGUAAAGAAAGGAUGGAAAGAAACGUCAAAGCCAAGAAGUCCUCUUCAGGUCAGAGUGGACUGCAGCAGCAAAGUGCUACAAAUGAAAGUGGAGGCUGUUCUAUGUCUGUGCCAUCUUCUUCAGUACCGGGUCUAGAACCACUGCCACCGCAAGCGGGGUCUUCAGACAAUGGCCACAGAGAAGCAGCAUCAGCUUUCACAUUGCCACAGGCUAAAGAGCCCAGUGAAGGGCAGUGGGCGACUGACGAAAUCCCAGAGUACCUCAAUACCAUUCGCAGAGAAACGCAGAGGGCCAAUCCUCAGGCCAACAACAUGGGAAUUGUAGCAGUGUCUUUGGCUGCACCACCUCCACAGAACUUUUGGGGGAAGUUACAAGAGGUUAAACUGAAGAACCCGGUCAGUGGACUCAUGGAGUAUGCUCAGUUCAUUGGUGAGAGCUGUGAGUUCCUGCUUCUUGACCAAUCAGGACCAUCGCAUGACCCAAGAUUCCGCAUGCAGGUGAUGCUGAGUGGAAAACUGUUUCCAGUCGCUGAGGCCUCAAGCAAAAAAGUGGCAAAAAAAGACGCUGCUGCAGCUGCUCUGCGAGUGCUGGCUGCUGAGAUGCAGGGUGGGCCCGGCUCAGGGGAAGAGGGAGGCACUGCCAACAUGGGCCAAGCUACGGGUCUAUUUUCAGAUAGUGGGUCUCUUGAAGACAUGCUGGGAGCAGACGGUGGAGAGGAGAUGAGGACAUCUGAUGGGGCUCGGCAGCCUCUGUCCCGCUCACUUCCUGGGGGAAAGAAUCCAGUGUCUGUUCUGAUGGAGUACAGCCAACGCAGUGGCAACUCCAUUGAGUUCAUUGUGACUGGUCAGGCUGGUCCUCCACAUGACCCCAGGUUUAUGUACCAGGUCAAGAUUGGAGAGACGUUGUUCCCAGAAGCCUCAGCUCCGAGCAAAAAGGCAGCUCGGCAGCUGGCAGCAGAAGAGGCAGUUAAAGAACUAAUGGCAGAUGGACGACUGCAGUCCAACAAGCCCCACUUUCCUCUGGGCACUUCCAAUGACGAGGAAGCCUUUGGGAACCCGUGUCUGCCUCUGCCCCCUCUGACAGCAGAUGCACUGCGAGCGGCUCAUGAGGCAGGGGUGGGAGACCUUAUCAACUAUCUCAACAACAAUGCAGUUUCUGGCUUGCUGGAGUAUGCAAGAGCGCGUGGGUUUGCUGCAGAGAUCCGACUUGUGGACCAGUCUGGACCAGCCCAUGAACCAAAGUUCACGUACCAGGCCAAACUUGGUGGGCGCUGGUUUCCUCCCGUCUGUGCCUCCAACAAGAAGCAGGGCAAACAGGAGGCGGCAGAUGCUGCUUUGAGGAUACUGAUUGGAGAAGCUGAGAAAGCAGCACGAACAGGGGAACUCAUCCCUGCAGAGCUUCCAGUGAGUGGCAGCACUUUACACGACCAAAUAGCCAUGUUGAGUCACCAGCGCUUCAAUGCCCUGACCACACGUAUACAGCACAGCCUUUUGGGACGCAAGAUUCUGGCCACCAUCGUGAUGAGGAGAGGGGAGGGCCUGGGCACUGUGGUCAGCCUAGGAACAGGGAAUCGUUGUGUUAAAGGAGAGGAGCUGAGCCUUAAAGGCGAGACGGUUAACGAUUGCCAUGCAGAAAUCAUCUCCAGAAGGGGCUUUGUCCGGUUUCUGUACAGUGAGCUGCUCAGGCACUUUGAUGGAGCAGAUGACAGUAUAUUUGAGCCAGCUGAAGAAAACAAGCUGAGAAUCAAAUCUGACAUCACCUUUCACCUCUACAUCAGCACGGCACCGUGUGGAGACGGAGCUCUGUUCGACAAAUCCUGCAGUGAGGCGGGGGAUGAAGUGGUGGGUCACCAGCCUCUUUUUGAGAACGCUAAACAGGGCAAGCUACGAACUAAAGUGGAGAACGGUGAAGGCACCAUCCCUGUGGAGUCGAGUGAUAUUGUGCCCACCUGGGAUGGCAUUCAGCACGGGGAGAGGCUGCGCACCAUGAGCUGUAGUGACAAGAUCCUCCGCUGGAAUGUGCUUGGACUGCAGGGGGCGCUGCUGUCUCAUUUUGUUCAUCCUAUCUACCUAAAGUCCAUUAGUCUGGGUUAUUUGUACAGCCAUGGGCACCUGACACGAGCCGUUUGUUGUCGACUUGCGAGAGAUGGAGAAGCACUCGCGAAAAGUCUCCCAUCGCCGUUUAGGCUCAAUCACCCUGAGGUGGGACGAGUGAGUGUGUAUGACUCCACGCGACACACAGGCAAGACCAAAGAGUCCAGUGUGAACUGGAGCUUUCCAGACCAGCACUGUGUGGAGGUGCUGGACGGGACCAAAGGCAAACUGGAUGGAAAUAAAAUGUCUGUGUCCCGGGUUUGUAAGGCCAAACUCUUCUGCCUCUUUCGCGCUCUGUGUCAGAGAUCUGGGCGCAGCGAUCUCCUCUCCUUAUCUUCGUAUGCUCAGGCCAAGAUGUUGGCCGAGGACUUCCAGAAAGCUAAAAGGCUGUUUUUCCAGGCUCUCAGCGUCCAAGGAUAUGGGGCCUGGAUCGGCAAACCAAUGGAGGAAAAGACUUUUGAGUUGGGAACUUGGAAUAACAUGGUAAACUGUCCCAGUGGAAACAAUGGAAAUGGCAACGGGAAUGUAAUGGAGAUCAAGGCAGAGGAGGCCUAGAAUGUUCACAACAUUUUAAAUACAAACCUUCAACCUAAACCCAGCAGGUCAUCAGCAUCUUUCAACAUAAUAAUUUAGAAAGGUUAUUCUCAAUUGCAAACGUUGUGUGCAAACCCCGAGUUGAUAGAAGAAAACAAUUUUACCUCUAAAACUACAUUAAUCACGUUACUGUUCAACAAAAAUAUGCAAAUGGUUAUAGGAAGAACAUGCUAAUUGUAUUUUAAUGUUUUAGUAUAAUGUAUAUUUUGUACAUUUUCAGCAAUAAUGCUAUUUUUAUUUUUGUGAAACUACUGCUUUUUUUACAGUUUUAAUAGUAGCAAACGUGUGUUCUUAAAGUGUGGAUUGUGGCGACUGUAAAGCCGUAGGGCCCCUCAUCUUAAGGUCAGAGGUUUGAUCUCUGCUCUGUGGGCAAGACACUUAACUUGCCAGUGCACACUAGUGUAUGAAUAUAAAUAGAUUGUAAAAUGCAUUAGUAAAAAGCAACACUUUUCCAGGUGCUCCAAGUCACUUCACAAUUUGGUGCAGUAUUCAUUCACUUCACAUUAAGUCAGGGCGAUAAUAAUGAACUCCACUCCAGAGAACAUGAUUUUAUUCUCCCAGAGUCGUCUUUCUUAAUUGCCCGGCCUAACAUAUUCAGUUUUGGUACGCUACUUUUGUGUUCACUUGCUACAAACCACAUUUAUGCAUUGGCAAAUGUAGGGGAAGUGUCUUGCCCAAGAACGCGAAAGUAUGCACUGGUCGGAGCUCGGGUCGCACUGCCAUCUUGUCGGUGAGCACUCUAACCACUAAGCCACCGUUGUUCAGCUGUUUGUUUGAAAUAGUUCCUUGAGGUAAAGCAAUUUUAGUUCCCAGUGGAAGGAGAAAAUUGCUUUGUAGAUGUAGCCAUUAAUCAUAUUAUGUUAAAAGGACUCUUACUUUCAGGUGUCAAUGACACGUCAAAACAACCUCAGUGCUGGAAAAAAAAAGUUAUGUAUGAGAAAGAAAGAUUUUUCCAAGUUAAAUGUCUUGUUCUGUUUUUUGAUGGUGUUUUGUACCCCAGGCUUUUGUUGCAAUGCCCUGAAGGAUCAGCAGGUGGCAUAGCUGCUGAAAGCACGCCACAAAUCCCCACAUGACCUGAUAUUCAUGUGAGAAUCCCUGGGAACACUUUUCAACGUGGAUUAUGCAAAAGUGACAUUUAUUUCACCUUUUUCUCAGAAUAAAAAUACCUGUGCUUCCUACCUUAA